CACGUAUUAAUUUCUAGGGUUUAUAUCAAAAACCCCACCCUCAUCUUCUUAUUGCAUCCUUUUCUUUUUGGUCUAAACACCAAACAGAAAAGUUGGGGCUAAUUUUAAGAAGUUGCAAUGAGGUUGGAAAAGUGCUGGUUUUGCUCCUCUACGGUGUAUCCUGGUCAUGGUAUCCAGUUUGUUCGUAAUGAUGCAAAGAUCUUUAGAUUUUGUCGUUCAAAAUGUCAUAAAAACUUCAAAAUGAAGAGGAAUCCACGAAAGGUGAAAUGGACCAAGGCUUAUAGACGUUUACAUGGCAAGGACAUGACUCAGGACACCACAUUUGAGUUUGAGAGGAAGCGUAACAGGCCAGAGAGGUAUGACAGAAACGUCACUGAGCAGACACUCAAGGCAAUCAAAGAGAUUGACAAAACUAGAAACCGCCGCGCGGCGAAACACAUUACGGAUAGGUUGAAAGCUGGAAUCAAGAAGAAACGUGUUGAAGAUAGAAAGGAACACGAGCAGCAACUCCACAUGGUUAUUGCUCCUGGUGCGAAGGAUUCAUCCAGGGCCAAGGACACAAGGGUCAUGGUCACGGUUCAACGUGAAUCUGAUAAUAAUCGAAUGGAAGAAUGAUUCUGAUUGCUUUUGAGCUUGUAUGUUAUUGCCUUGUAAACAACCUAUGUUUUUAGUAGUUGAAAGCUGAAACUAUGAAGAAUUAUUCGCAAGUUUUGACAUCCUAUGGUGUUUAAGUGUUAUUUGCUGUAUUUUUAUCUAAUUUUAAUUUUGUAUUACUACUUUAAAGUC
This is a messenger RNA of Erigeron canadensis, 786 nucleotides long. Its product is annotated as probable ribosome biogenesis protein RLP24. The record is from RefSeq and is a predicted model, not a curated record. The transcript is spliced from 5 exons. Gene Ontology annotation, cellular component: nucleolus. Gene Ontology annotation, biological process: ribosomal large subunit biogenesis. NCBI's taxonomy places the organism in Eukaryota, Viridiplantae, Streptophyta, Magnoliopsida, Asterales, Asteraceae. Bases 118 to 615 code for a protein of 165 amino acids.